Molecule: messenger RNA, 576 nt
Organism: Symbiodinium sp. CCMP2592
Lineage: Eukaryota; Dinophyceae; Suessiales; Symbiodiniaceae
Source: the annotation of a GenBank genome assembly
AUGUUCUCCAUGACUGUGACUGAUUACAUAGCUGGGUGCGCUGCUACUGCUGCUCUUACAGUUGUGGAAGAAGUUUGUUUCCUGCUUUGCCAGUCACGUCUCAUCAUGAACCAGCAUAGGGGGAGCUUAGAAUCAGCCGGGCCGACACUCACGAAUCAUGCAUAUGUACAGUUAUGCACACGCACGCGUGCAAAUGCACGCUUCUUCCCACUUGUAACAGAGGACAAUCAUACUCACUGUACAUGGCUGCUGAACAUGAGACAAGCCGGUGGGCAAGCAAGCAGAGACAGCGGCACAGCAAUGCGAAGCAUGCGCCCCUCCUUGGUUGCGCCACAGUUUGAUGUGAUGCUGCACGCUGGUCGGAUCGGCCCGGAGGCAUUGCUGGAGCUUUGCGGCGAGCUGCUGACGUUUGGAGGUUGCCUCCUCGCGGUGGGGAAUGUCGUCGACGGCACCGAUCUGGCAGAGCUGGUGCACACUUCAAGACAGGCGAAACUCUUCAGCGUCGAGAGAGAUGAGGUGCUCCGCGACGAGUCUGAGGGUUACUUCCGACUUCUGCAGCUGAGGAGGCGACGCUGA